AUGGGUGGUUGUUCUUGUAUCUCUGGUCUUGUGGCUGGUGCAGCUGGUGGUACUGCUGUAGCACUACUGGUCUUUGCAGUACUAACCCCUUAUUGGUACAAUCUGGAUGGUGUGAAUGUCUCAAUUCGAAAGGGAUUCGUUUGUUUGGAGGAAGAUGAUAGACUCUGUAAGAGAACGCAAAAGAGUUUGGUAGGUGGAGUUUUUAAUUAAUGAUCUUGCCAUUUAUCACACUCUAAAACUUUGAGUCUCUUUUAUUACUAAAUCCAAAUUUAUGACAUUUAAAAAAAAUGGAAGUUCCGUAGAAGAUUUUCAGUGCAAAUUCCACUAAAAAUCUUCCACUGAACUUCCACUUUAAAAAGUCUUGAAAUAGCCUAAAAACAUCAUUUCCGAGGUUUUUAAAAGUGGAAGUUGCGUGGAAGAUUUGUAAUAUAUUUUGCACUAAAAAUCUUCCACCAAAUUCCACUUUUAAAAAGUGUUAAAAACGUGUUUUUAAGCCAUUUUAAGAUGUUUUAAAAGUGGAAGUUGAGUGGAAGAUUUUCAGUGGAAAUUACAUUACAAAUCUUCCACUCAACUUCCACUUUAAAAAAAGUGUUGUUUUUACUUUUGAAACUAAACUUUUUGAAAUUUUUUAGUUUGUAAAGAAAGUUCCUUCCAUUUUGGGCCCAUUUUCAUUGUGUUAUAUAAGAAAUGUCGUCAAAGAUCACACUUUUCAGGCGAUUAAGAACGAGAAUGUUGAUCAAGCAGCGGAUGGCAGUUUCACAACCACCGACAUCCAAAUCUCGUUCUAUAUCUUUUGUGGCGGCGGUGGAAUGGCAGUUCUGAGUGUGGUAAUGGCGGCUUUUGGCUUGUGCACGGCUGGUGGUUUUCUUUUCAUGUUUGGGGGCAUCUUCAACUUGAUCAGUGCUGCUGCUGUUGGCACGGCUUUUGGAUGGUUUUUGAAGACUUUUAUGGAUCCGGAACAGUUCAAGGAACAACUUACUUAUAGUAAGGGCUAUUUUUAUUUUAAAGCCUCAGGUGUGAAAGACCAAGUAGGCACUGAGAAUUACUUUGGCACAAGCUUCUUUGCCACCGCCGCUGCUGCUGGAUUGUUGAUUAUGGCCGCUCUUUUCAACUUUGUUGCUCCGUGUUUGAAACCAAAACAUGAACGUCACCACCAAUGA
This is a messenger RNA of Bursaphelenchus okinawaensis, 1160 nucleotides long. The record is from the annotation of a GenBank genome assembly. NCBI's taxonomy places the organism in Eukaryota, Metazoa, Nematoda, Chromadorea, Rhabditida, Aphelenchoididae.